AUGCAAACAUUCGGAACAAUUUUUCAUUUUCUAUCUUUUUUCACGCUUUUCCCGCUUUUUUUCAUCUUGGUCACAUUUCACACAUUUCCCAUUUAUUGCAUAUUUGUGAAUGCCAAAACAUUUUUUUCUUCUCCCCUUCUCUUUUUCAGCCAUUUGCUUUCAUACCCGUUGAAAAUUAGCCUCAUUAUUCGUGCCCCCUUUUCGUUCGUGAAAUCCAUUAUUCUUCGUUUUCGAAUGUGUCGUAGUUUUCUUCGGUUUUUUUCUUUUUGUUCAUACCUCUUCGUCUUGUUCACCAACUAUUUUUAA
Molecule: messenger RNA, 306 nt
Organism: Caenorhabditis briggsae
Lineage: Eukaryota; Metazoa; Nematoda; Chromadorea; Rhabditida; Rhabditidae
Exons: 1
Coding region: 1-306 (101 amino acids)
Source: RefSeq, a predicted model, not a curated record